Salmo salar (Atlantic salmon) is the source of this 4808-nucleotide messenger RNA. Lineage: Eukaryota; Metazoa; Chordata; Actinopteri; Salmoniformes; Salmonidae. The record is from RefSeq and is a predicted model, not a curated record.
CUGGUACCUUACCACCCUAACACUACCCCUGGUACCUUACCACCCUAACACUACACUACCCCUGGUACCUUACCACCCUAACACUACCCCUGGUACCUUACCACCCUAACACUACUCUACCCCUGGUACCUUACCACCCUAACACUACUCUACCCCUGGUACCUUACCACCCUAACACUACCCCUGGUACCUUACCACCCUAACACUACCCCUGGUACCUUACCACCCUAACACUACUCUACCCCUGGUACCUUACCACCCUAACACUACCCCUGGUACCUUACCACCCUAACACUACACUACCCCUGGUACCUUACCACCCUAACACUACACUACCCCUGGUACCUUACCACCCUAACACUACCCCUGGUACCUUACCACCCUAACACUACCCCUGGUACCUUACCACCCUAACACUACUCUACCCCUGGUACCUUACCACCCUAACACUACUCUACCCCUGGUACCUUACCACCCUAACACUACCCCUGGUACCUUACCACCCUAAGGGUCUGUCAGACGCUGACCCCUCUCCCGUGUCAGACCCUUCUACGCCGGACAACGGUCAGGAGAUGCAAGAGGGAACAGCGGACUCUGUGAUAUCGUGUCCUGUUGGAAUAGAGGGCCUCAGUGAGGGUGAACUUCCAUUGGAACAAAGUAAGAAAACAGCUUCUGCUAUGGCUGGGGAGGGCUCUGGUGGCUCCACAGAGCAACAGUUUCACCCCUCUGAGAAGGGCAGCCAUGGGACUCAGGAAACUGGACUCCAUUCUGGGGACUGUGAUGAUAGAGAAAUGGGAGAUGCCUAUGACCCUGAUGAAACAUCUCUGGAUCAUGCAGCUGACGUCUCAGAUAUCAGUGGCUCUGUGGACGUUACAGUAACAGCAGUAUCAAACUGUGGAGCGCUGCUGUUCUCAGGUAGCGGGACUACUGAUAGAGAACCUGCUAAUACACCCCCAGAACCCCUGGUAGAGCCUACACCACCAGAACCCCUGGUAGAGCCUACACCCCUGGUAGAGCCUGAAGCCCUGUUAGAGCCUACACCCCCAGAACCCCUGUUAGAGCCUGAACCCCUGUUAGAGCCUACACCACCAGAACCCCUGUUAGAGCCUACACCCCCAGAACCCCUGGUAGAGCCUACACCCCUGUUAGAGCCUACACCACCAGAACCCCUGGUAGAGCCUACACCACCAGAACCCCUGUUAGAGCCUACACCCCUGUUAGAGCCUACACCACCAGAACCCCUGUUAGAGCCAGAACCCCUGUUAGAGCCUGAACCCCUGUUAGAGCCUACACCACCAGAACCCCUGUUAGAGCCUACACCCCCAGAACCCCUGUUAGAGCCUACACCCCCAGAACCCCUGUUAGAGCCUACACCCCUGUUAGAGCCUACACCACCAGAACCCCUGUUAGAGCCUACACCACCAGAACCCCUGUUAGAGCCUACACCACCAGAACCCCUGUUAGAGCCUACACCACCAGAACCCCUGUUAGAGCCUGAACCCCUGUUAGAGCCUACACCACCAGAACCCCUGUUAGAGCCUACACCACCAGAACCCCUGUUAGAGCCUACACCACCAGAACCCCUGUUAGAGCCUACACCACCAGAACCCCUGUUAGAGCCUGAACCCCUGUUAGAGCCUGAACCCCUGUUAGAGCCUGAACCCCUGUUAGAGCCUACACCACCAGAACCCCUGUUAGAGCCUGAACCCCUGUUAGAGCCUACACCACCAGAACCCCUGUUAGAGCCUACACCACCAGAACCCCUGUUAGAGCCUGAAGCCCUGUUAGAGUCUACACCCCCAGAACCCCUGUUAGAGCCUACACCACCAGAACCCCUGUUAGAGCCUGAACCCCUGUUAGAGCCUACACCACCAGAACCCCUGUUAGAGCCUACACCACCAGAACCCCUGUUAGAGCCUACACCACCAGAACCCCUGUUAGAGUCUACACCACCAGAACCCCUGUUAGAGCCUGAAGCCCUGUUAGAGUCUACACCACCAGAACCCCUGUUAGAGCCUACACCACCAGAACCCCUGUUAGAGCCUACACCACCAGAACCCCUGUUAGAGCCUGAACCCCUGUUAGAGCCUGAACCCCUGUUAGAGCCUACACCCCCAGAACCCCUGUUAGAGCCUACACCACCAGAACCCCUGUUAGAGCCUGAACCCCUGUUAGAGCCUGAACCCCUGUUAGAGCCUACACCACCAGAACCCCUGUUAGAGUCUACACCACCAGAACCCCUGUUAGAGCCUGAACCCCUGUUAGAGCCUGAACCCCUGUUAGAGCCUGAACCCCUGUUAGAGCCUACACCACCAGAACCCCUGUUAGAGCCUACACCCCCAGAACCCCUGUUAGAGCCUCAACCCCGGUUAGAGCCGACACUAGAGCCCGCAAUAGAGCAUCGCUCAGAGUCCUCAUCAGAGCCUCAGUCAGAGCAGGUGUCCGAGGGGGAUCUGCCACUAGAGGGCAGUGCCAGACAGGGUGACAGAGAAGGUGAGAGACAGGGUGACAGACAGGGUCACAGAGAAGGUGAGAGACAGGGUGCCAGACAUGGUGACAGAGAAGGUGACAGACAGGGUGACAGACAGGGUGACAGAGAAGGUGAGAGACAGGGUGACAGAGAAGGUGACAGACAGGGUGUCGGACAGGGUGGCAGAGAAGGUGAGAGACAGGGUGACAGACAGGGUGACAGAGAAGGCGAGAGACAGGGUGCCAGACAGGGUAAGCCCAUAGAGGCUGGUGACUCUGGCCUCAGAGCUGAGACUAAGGAGGGUGUGUUAGGGUCAGAGGUAACAGAAGGGAUAGUGUCUGUACCUGCAGACCUCCAGAAAUACCACCAGAUUGACCGCCAGUCAGACAGUGAGCACCCUCCAGAGACCAGGGAUGGGACUACCCCCAUGGACGGAGACUUCCCGCCCCCAGAAACAGGUUCCAACUCUGGGGGAGCGUCUGGUGGAGCAGGUGGAGAGAUGGAGGGUGGAGAGGAGGGUGGAGAGGGUGUAGCGAUGGAGAUAACAGAGGUCCUACGGAGACGGAGUGAGGCCCCCUUGGUUCUAGGGGAACACAGCGGAGACCACUCUGACAGGACAGUGGAUCAGGGAUCCUGUGGCACCAGGACAGAGGAGGGGUCAGAACACUCAGACAGUCAACCUGCUACAGACCAAGCCCUCCACCUCGACCCCUCUGUAACCCUCGACCCCUCUGUAACCCUAACCCUGACCCUCGACCCCUCUGUGACGUGGUCAGACUGUGGAGAUGGAGAUGAUGUCACUGCUGUAGUGGUGUCCACAUAUACAGGGGAUGUCCCACCUAACAGUCCAGCGUCACCUGAGAACCUACCUGAAAACCUACUUGAGAACGCACCUGAGAACCUACCUGGGAUCCAACCUGGGAUCCUACCUGGGAACCUACCUGAGAACGUACCUGGGAUCCUGCCUGGGAUCCUGCCUGGGAACCCGCCUGAGAUCCCGCCUGGGAACCCACCUGAGAACCUACCUGGGAACCUACCUGGGAACCUGCCUGGGAUCCUACCUGGGAACCUACCUGAGAUACUACCUGAGAACCUAACAGAUGCUGUCUGUUCUGCAAGUCACCUUACUGUCCCUGUUGAAGACCUGGAUGUUCCAGCAGCAGAGGAAACGGCAGAUUGUCAGGAAGACCAAUCAACAGAGAAUAUAUCUACGAUCCACAAAGAGGAGGAGGCUGUCUAUCCUGAACCCUGUUGUAUUCCCGACACACAGACACGCAGCAGCACUGACCACAGACACAGCAACAACCAAACAGACUGUCAGAGUGUGAGCAGUUUCAGCUCUACUCUCCUGAAAGACUCAGACAGCGACACCGAGAGCUUCUUCAGCACAGGAGAGGACAGUGUUUUCAGCAAGGGGGACGAUACGAUGAUGGGGGACAGCACCAGUGAGGUGUCUGUAUCCUGUUCCUCCACAGACGACACGGCCAGUGUGGGUCCGACCAGCUCCAGCCCAGAGAGCUGUGUGGAGGGGGGCCCAGGGGACCAGGGGGACAGGGGCCAUGGCCGCCGCUGGAACCCUGUAGAGGGCCACACACAAGGGCCCACCGCAAGAGAAGGUCCAGGAGAAGGAGGAGGAGGAGGAGGAGGAGAGGCAGCGGAGGAGGUGAAGGACAGACUGACGGAGGUGACACGGCGCCCAGCUAAACAUCCACCCAGCGUCAGGUCUCUGUCCCCAUUCAGACGCCACAGCUGGGGAGCAGGGAAGAACACAGCAGGAAACGGAGACAUGAACCAAUGCAGGACCACACAAAGUCCCGCGGAAGGAAAGCCAACGUUUCACAGGAGAAGCUGCAGCCUGGAGGGCCUGAGUGAAGUAAGUGAUGAUGGGAAGGGCCCGUCGGCCCUGGGCGCCAUUACCCAGGAGGCUAGGCUGCGUGGAGUGGUCUGUCACCAGGGCAGCAGCGAGGAGAGGGUCAGAUCUCUAGUACCUCUGACAGAAGAACACCAAUCUGAGCUGGGCGUUCGCACCACGGAGCACGGACAGAAGUCCAGGAGGACUCGUCUAUUGAGACACAGCUGUCCUCCCAUGACCCUCCCCCUGACCAAGUCAGUGUCCACGCUCAGCAUCAACCAGAGAGACAUGGAUAGUACCAGGUCAUUCUCCAGCACUUCUGGCUCUCUGGCUUACAGUAUAUCUGAGGAGGACAUUGCGGGUCCCCUGAGGACGGACUUCGAGGGGAAGAGUGGGACCAAGGUUAGCCGAACCUUCAGCUACCUCAAGAACAAGAUAUACAAGAAGACCAGGGUGAGUACUGCUACACUACUGCAUUAUUACUAA